AGGGGCGGGUGUUGGGCGCUGAGGCGCGAGAGGAGGGGAUGGGCGGGGCGCGCGGCCGUUAGCGCGCGGCCGUUAGCGGUCGGUUUCUACUAACGGUAGGCGUCGCCUCGAUUCCCGAGGGUCAUAGUCCGCGUGACCCGCCUCCGUUUGCGCGCUCGCAGUCUUCGCCGGCGCAGUCACCGCGCAGGGCGGCCGCCCGGAGGUAGCUACCACGGCCUGUGUCAACGACUAAAGCUCCAGUACAGCGGCGCCCUCAGAGACAGCUGGGAGGGUGGCUCUGGCCGGGAGCGGCGGCCGGUGAGCUACCGCGAGGAGGAGCGGCGGAGGCGACCUCGGCCCGGCCCUGCACUGGCCGCCCGGCAGGCGCGACAUGAGCCUGGUCUGGCAUCCGCGGGAUGCUCCUUAAGCCCCUUCUCCGGCUGUUAACCUCCUGGGAACGGUUGUGACCACACCGACACGUAUUUUACAGAUAAAUCAUUCUUGCGGCGGCGGGUGGAACACGUUUAUUUGUUUUUUAUUUUCUCAACAAGCUUUUACCCAGCACCUGUCCAGUGAAACAACUUGAUAAUCGUUUCGAGGGGCGUCCGCCGGGUUAGGAGGCCACUGCCUGGCAGCUUGUGGAAGCCUCAUUUGCAACGCCACCCCUCAGAUGUUUUGAAGAUCGUGACGUCUUGUAACUAGCAGUGUGUGCACAGAAUCCUACUCAAGGAACGUCUUGGCCCAGCGAUGCAAAGAACUGAAGUUUCAAGGUUUUAUGUCUAUUGCUGGAUGGUCGGGGUAGCCCCAGUAACUGGGAACUGCUCCGCAGUCCGCUCACGUGGACCCCUGUGGGAAUAGCAAGCUGGAAGAGCCUGUAUUGUCCUCACAAUAGUAUAGAAGAAUUCAAGAGAGGAGAGAGAGACAGCACCGAAUGAAGACUGUAAAAGAAAAGAAGGAAUGCCAAAGAUUGAGAAAAUCUGCCAAGACUAGGAGGGUAACCCAGAGGAAACUGUCUUCAGGGCCUGUUUGCUGGCUAUGCCUUCGAGAACCUGGGGAUCCCGAAAAAUUAGGGGAAUUUCUUCAGAAAGAAAAUAUCAGCGUGCAUUAUUUCUGUCUUAUCUUAUCUAGUAAGCUGCCUCAGAGGGGCCAGUCCAACAGAGGUUUCCAUGGAUUCCUGCCUGAAGACAUCAAAAAGGAGGCAGCCCGGGCUUCUAGGAAGAUCUGCUUUGUGUGCAAGAAAAAGGGAGCUGCUAUCAACUGCCAGAAGGAUCAGUGCCUCAGAAACUUCCAUCUGCCUUGUGGCCAAGAAAGGGGUUGCCUUUCACAAUUUUUUGGAGAGUACAAAUCAUUUUGUGACAAACAUCGCCCAACACAGAACAUCCAACAUGGGAAUGUGGGGGAGGAAAGCUGCAUCUUAUGUUGUGAAGACUUAUCCCAACAGAGUGUUGAGAACAUCCAGAGCCCGUGUUGUAGUCAAGCCAUCUACCACCGCAAGUGCAUACAGAAAUAUGCCCACACAUCAGCAAAGCAUUUCUUCAAAUGUCCACAGUGUAACAAUCGAAAAGAGUUUCCUCAAGAAAUGCUGAGAAUGGGAAUUCAUAUUCCAGACAGAGAUGCUGCCUGGGAACUCGAGCCAGGGGCUUUCUCAGACUUAUAUCAGCGCUAUCAGCACUGUGAUGCCCCCAUCUGUCUGUAUGAACAAGGCAGAGACAGCUUUGAGGAUGAAGGGAGGUGGUGCCUCAUUCUGUGUGCUACAUGCGGAUCCCACGGAACCCACAGGGACUGCUCCUCUCUUAGAUCUAACAGUAAGAAAUGGGAGUGUGAGGAGUGUUCACCUGCUGCAGCCACAGACUACAUACCUGAAAACUCAGGGGACAUCCCUUGCUGCAGCAGCACCUUCCACCCUGAGGAACAUUUCUGCAGAGACAACACCUUGGAAGAGAAUCCGGGCCUUUCUUGGACUGAUUGGCCAGAACCUUCCUUAUUAGAAAAGCCAGAGUCCUCUCGUGGCAGGAGGAGCUACUCCUGGAGGUCCAAGGGUGUCAGAAUCACUAACAGCUGCAAAAAAUCCAAGUAACACCUUCUGAGUAGCUGCUGUCCCACACAAUAGGGUAUGAAGCUGCGCUCCUCCAUCGGGUUUGGGGAGGGAGCACUCUGGGACUGUGAGACAAGGAAGCAGGGCCAGCAGUGAGACUAUGAGCCAAGCAAAGAGAAGUCUCAGUGGAGCACGAGGAGGGAGCAGUCCAGAUGCCAACAAGGAAAUGCGUUUAUGGCUACAAGAGUGCCUCUGCUUUCUCCUCCUCUCCUCCCACCAAGGAUUCUUCCACCUUAAUCUUGUUUUCAUAUGCCUCUUCUUACUUCACCCAUGUUUGUUGUUAUGCAAAUAAAGGUUUUCUCUCCGUU
This is a messenger RNA of Pan troglodytes (chimpanzee), 2382 nucleotides long. RefSeq names its product PHD finger protein 7 (gene PHF7). The transcript has 11 exons. Bases 911 to 2056 code for a protein of 381 amino acids. The record is from RefSeq and is a predicted model, not a curated record. Gene Ontology annotation, cellular component: nucleus. NCBI's taxonomy places the organism in Eukaryota, Metazoa, Chordata, Mammalia, Primates, Hominidae.